Molecule: messenger RNA, 1009 nt
Organism: Cydia strobilella
Lineage: Eukaryota; Metazoa; Arthropoda; Insecta; Lepidoptera; Tortricidae
Product: gamma-tubulin complex component 2 homolog
Exons: 3
Coding region: 30-395 (121 amino acids)
Biological process (GO): spindle assembly; cytoplasmic microtubule organization; meiotic cell cycle
Cellular component (GO): gamma-tubulin complex; equatorial microtubule organizing center; spindle pole
Molecular function (GO): microtubule minus-end binding; gamma-tubulin binding
Source: RefSeq, a predicted model, not a curated record
UGAGCUGCAUCCAACACCUGCAGUACUACAUGUGUGUCGAGGUCAUCGAGCCCUCCUGGUGCCAGCUCAUACACAGCCUGGAGAAGGUGAACAACGUGGACGAGGUGCUGGAGCGGCACAGCGACUUCCUAGAACAGUGCCUCGGAGACUGCAUGCUCACCAGCCCGCAGCUGCUCAAGGCCGUCACCACGCUUUGCCAGGUCUGCGUGCAGUUCUGCGCCUUCAUACAGGAGAUGCACAAGUACUUCGUGGACGCAGAGCUUAACAGUAUGCUCGGAUCAUCGUAUGACAGUUCAGACUGUAGCGAGGUUAGCGAGGUACUGCCAAUGUCACUAGCACUCGACAGUUACACGCACAUCUGUACACGAGUUUCGAUUUGGAAUACCAUUUCAUGAGACAACAGUGUGUGUGAACGCAGCCGAAACUUAAUUCGUACCGUUCGGUGUGAAAUUGAGAAUCGAAAAAAAAAUUUUCUACUCGACUAUAAUAGUUGAAUUAAGAUUUUGUAUACCAAACUGUAAUUGGGUACUUUUAAUGUAUGGGCUCCCAACUCGACUAUAAUAUUAAUUUCGAUACGCUGUUCAAUUCAAAUCAAUUCAAUUAUUUAUUCAUAAAAUUUUACAUUUUAUACGUCCGUCGGUUUACAAUUACACAUUACAUUAGAUAUUAAAUAUACAUUAAACAACUAGCUGUAGUCAACUAUAAAAUAAUUUGACCAAUCACGUGUCGCCGCGCUCCCAUAGAAAAUACAUAAACGCGCGACUAUUUUGUAUGAGAUACUUACCAAUUUUCAUUAAUUAUUUAGGUUUUAUAGUAGAAAAAGUAUUAUUAUAGAUGACUCGUAGAAAACGUAUUGUAUCCAUAGUGAUAUAAUCAAGCUUUUCAAUCUCGUACCUCACUUAGGCAACUCAGCAAGGUUCGUUGCCUAAACACGGUCCUCGACUGAAAAGCUCUCUCACGAUUGUAUAAAAUACUUUUUAAAUUGUUGUGCAGUGAGGGUUACAGUAUU